AUGUCUUCUUCUUGUGUUGAAACAGAUGCAGCAGCUGUGAAGGAAGCAGCAGAGGAAGUGGUGAAGGCCUCCAGGUCAACAGGGGGCGCCAGAGCAGCCAAGAUGGUCUCAGCCAAGAGUACAGAGUCAGUGGACGGAGUCAGCAGUCCAGGAAGUCGCUCUCCUGCCAGUCGACCAUCAACUCCAAACAGAGACGUCAGGAAGGUGGCGGUGGUCCGGACCCCCCCCAGGUCUCCUGGUUCUGCUCGUGGACGGACACCCCCCCUCCCCUCCCACCCGAUGCCUGACCUCAGCAAUGUGAAGUCAAAGAUUGGAUCAACGGAGAACCUGAAGCACUCACCUGGAGGGGGCAAGGUUCAGAUUGUCACUAAGAAGAUGGAUCUCUCUAAUGUGACAUCAAAAUGUGGCUCUAAAGACAACAUCUACCACAAACCAGGUGGAGGGAAGGUGGAGAUUAAAUCAGAGAAGCUGGAUUUUACAACUGUUCAGUCCAAAGUGGGUUCUCUGGAGAACAUCACGCAUGUGGCAGGAGGAGGGAGGAAGAAGAUCGAGAGUCAGAAGUUGACCUUCAGAGAGAGCGCCAAAGCUCGAACAGACCACGGUGCCGUCAUCAUCGACCAGCCUGACUCCUCCCCUUCUCGCCUCAGCAACACUUCCUCCCCCGGAAGCCUUAACCCUGCUGAAGCUCCGCCCCUCGACGAUCUGGUAGACCAGGUGUCCGCCUCUCUCACCAAACAAGGCCUGUGAUUGGAUGACCCUGUGCCUGCAGACCCCACCCCCUCCUGUUACCAUGGAAACUGCCUGAUGGAUGAAGAGCUUCAUGUGUGACAUCACACUUGGAGGGAUUUUAUCAAGUUUAAGUUCACACAUGUCUCUGAUUCCUUCUCAGUCUCAUCUGUGUGUGUGUGUGUGUGUGUGUGUGUGUGUGUGUAUAUGUGUGUGUUUUCAGCACACACACACACACACACACACACACACAUACUCACAUCAGGGCGGAGUUAGCCUAGCUUAGCACAAACUCUGCUAGUUCAGAGAAGCUGAUCAGACAGAGGUGAGGUUGAGUCUGAGUGAAGCUUCAACACGUCCUUAAACACUUUUCAGGGGCCUUGAGUUUGUUCCAGGAGUCCUUGAAGAAGUCUGAGAGGUCCUUGAGGAAGUUCCAGGUAUGAAAACAAAACGUGUUAGAAACAUGUCCUCGUUCAUGCUGACAGUAAGUUACAUCAUCAACACAGAUUCAUCUGAGCAAACGCUCCAGAGCAGGAAGUUUGUUUAACCCUUUAAAACCUGACCUCCCUCAGUCCGCCGCAGGAGGUUGUCGUUUGUCCGAUCCUCUUUAAACAGAUCUGAAAUAAAAACCAGAACAACAAACCUUCAUUCUUUCAGCAGCAGGAAGUGAAGGCGUCUGUCCUCACCGUCAUCACGUUAUACGCUCAUACACUCAUCAUUGCGCCACGUUGUGUGUGGUGCAAAACUGUGCGUCAAUGCAACGUGGUGUCAGAGGGCUGACGUCUGCUGCUCAUAAAAAAGGUCACAUCUAAAUAAAGUAAAUAAUGAUGACAGUUUAAAUUACCGAUGGAGGGUACAGAAAUAUUUUCUUUGUUUUUUCAUUUUGUAAAAUCUUAUGUGAAAACAGAGUUUUUUUAUUAUUGUAUUAACGACAUCAUCUCAGUAAUUUUAUUAAUAAUUCAGUUUUAUUGACUCUUAGUUUUUAGUUUUUAGCUCAGGUUCAGAUUUUAUUGAUAUGACUUGUGUAUACAUUCUCCAGGAAAUUACAUCACAAUAAUCAGAAAUACAAACGCAGGCAGUGAAGGAGCUACUGCAGAGUGUGAAGGGUUAAUGUCAGACAGCUGGACCAAGAGACGAGGACACACGCCCCCAGUCCCAAAUGGAUCCCUUACAGACUCGUUGACUGAAGCCCUAAGCCCUUACAGACUUAGGACCAAUUCCAUUUCUUCCCCUUAGCCCUUGUCUUGGUCCUUCCCCUUGGUUUUGCACAUUCAUGUGAGGGGAAGUGGUGUCCCAAUUCUCUGUCAGGUUAAGAGCUAACCUGAUGGAGGAUUGGGACACCACUUCCCCUCAAGUCAACGAGUCUGUAAGGGAUCCAUUUGGGACUCGGGGACUCUGUCCUGAGAACGUGUCUCUGAACUGAUCGAUGUAAACACACAUCUGCGCUCGUCUCAGCUUCUCCACCCGGAACAAUUAAACUCUGGGUUCUAUUUCACGAGAACCAGACUAGGUUCCAUCAGUGUUCAGGUGGAGGUUCCAUCAGAGUUUAGGUGGAGGUUCCAUCAGUGUUCAGGUGGAGUCAUGAUGAGUCUGAGGAAACAGAGAAGGCGCUAACCCAUACUAACUGCAUGUAUAAGGUAGCUUCCUAGCUUAGCUUAGCUUAGCUUAGCUUCCUGUAUAAAAUCCCUCCAAUCACAGACAGUGUCUGUUUGUGAUGUCAUCCCUCUCAGCCAAUCAUCAUCUGUUCUGUGUCUCUGAAACCCGGCGUGCUAUUGGUCCCCGUGAUGACCCCCCCCCCCCCCCAAUGUCCCAGGAUGCAGUUUCAUACCAGCCAGGUGCCAAAAACAACCCGCUGUCUC
Messenger RNA from Epinephelus fuscoguttatus (brown-marbled grouper), 2585 nucleotides. RefSeq names its product microtubule-associated protein tau b (gene maptb). Gene Ontology annotation, molecular function: microtubule binding. The record is from RefSeq and is a predicted model, not a curated record. Gene Ontology annotation, cellular component: neuron projection. The transcript is spliced from 8 exons. Lineage: Eukaryota; Metazoa; Chordata; Actinopteri; Perciformes; Serranidae. Gene Ontology annotation, biological process: microtubule cytoskeleton organization; neuron projection development. Bases 1 to 747 code for a protein of 248 amino acids.